AUUUUUUUUCUUUCUUUACAACCUAUUUAUUAUUUACUCAUGUCCAGUUGGACAGUUGCAAAAGCAGUCUCAUAUUUCUUGGGCAAAAGAAAGAGCAACGAAGAUCCCAAACGACAAGAUCAAAGCCCGACAGCUCCCGCCGCAAAUGGACCAGAACCAAAACAACAACAACAACAACAGUGUCAUGGCAACAGUUCCAAGAAGAAGACACUACUACAAUCUUCUAGCAACGGAUAUAAUGACCGACUUAAAGUAUUUGUAGGUACUUGGAAUAUGUACGGCCGUUUAUUACCUAUCGAUUUGUCUACGUUCUUAACAGAGAAUAACAAUGAUGACGUUAUGCAUCAACAACAACAUGGCGGCUUGGAUGGAUCUGCCACACACCCGUAUCAUCUCUUAAUUAUUGGAACCCAAGAGUGUGAGCGAGACAUUUCCGAAAGUUUGUUUUAUCCUUCCAAAGAGGUCUGGGAAAAGAGACUAUCAGAUUAUCUUGGUUUGCAUUACAAGUUGGUACAAACUGAAACACUAGCUGCUCUGCAUAUUGCUGUCUUUGUCUGGUUACCGGUCCAAAAUCUCGUUAAAGAUGUCCAGUCCGAAUCUAUUAAAACGGGUUGGGCAAACAUGGUUGGAAAUAAAGGUGCAGUAGCCAUAUCCAUCUUAUUUGGUUCAAGGUCCCUAUUAUUCAUUAAUUGUCAUCUCACCGCUCAUCAGACAAAACUAUCGGAACGAAAUGCCAAUGUGCAACGUAUCCUGACCGAACUCGACAUGCCCAACUUUAAAAGUGGUAAAAAUAAGAAGAAAUCAUAUCCUUCUGUGCUUGAUCAAUUUGAUCACGUUUUCUUAUUUGGUGAUACUAAUUACCGUAUUAACGCCGAACGUCCCUUUGUAUUUGAUGCAAUUAAACAGGGAGAUUAUAAUACCUUAUUAGAAUAUGAUCAAUUAUCCGUUGAGAGAAGAACAGAAGGUUCUCCAUUAGCCUUCUUUCAAGAACAUCCAAUUCAGUUUCCUCCUACAUAUAAACUAGAUACCAUCAUCACCAGUGUUGGAGCAGCAGCCACUUUAGUUGCAUCCACCAAUGCAGAUUCUUCUGAAUCCGAUUGUUCUCUUCAUCGUCAUGCAGCAGCACCAAUAACAACAACAACUGAUAAGAAUGUAAACAAUACCAUGGUUUCUCUCUCCACUUCUUCUACUUCUUCUUUGCAUCGUUUUGGCUCUAAGCAGACUAUCAAGACAACUAUCCAAAACACAAAGGCAAAAUCUGUCAAGAGCAUUAAGCGAAGACUCAGUGGCCGCAAGAAGACCGUCGUUGAAGAUGAACCUAAUCAGAUCUACAAUAUCAUGACGGAAAAAAUCAUAGCAACCGAAAGUGAUGCAAGUCUCUCUCGUAUUGCUCUAUUUGAUUCGCCCAGCACCGUUCUCUGUUAUGACAGUUCUGAGAAACAACGUGUACCUAGUUGGACAGACCGUAUUUUAUGGUGUGACCGUGCUGCCACGCACCACUUGUCUCCCCCACCUCCACCUACCCCUACUACCAAUGGCAGCAAGAAAAAGAGAAAGAAGAGACCAAUCAAGAGUCAAAAGGCUACCAUGUCUAUCUUCCCUUUUCGAAAGAAUCACUAUAUGCGGGAUACCGUGUGUUAUUCGUAUAAUGCUGUCUUGCACGACUCACUUCUGGGUGUUAGUGAUCAUAUGCCUGUCAUAGCAGUCUUUGGUAUCUAUUUUGAUGAAUGGAAUUUUCCUCCCCCACAGAAAUCAUCAUUUAAAAUACCCCUUUUGAAAUCUCAUACUUUACAAAGUACCCAUACCCGAUAUUCUUCUAGAAACAGUAAAAAUAGGACUAUCUGGUGGCAAAGACUCUUUAAAUAAAAUAAAAACUAUUUAGCCU
Molecule: messenger RNA, 1885 nt
Organism: Mucor mucedo
Lineage: Eukaryota; Fungi; Mucoromycota; Mucoromycetes; Mucorales; Mucoraceae
Product: Endonuclease/exonuclease/phosphatase
Exons: 5
Coding region: 40-1866 (608 amino acids)
Biological process (GO): phosphatidylinositol dephosphorylation
Molecular function (GO): phosphatidylinositol-4,5-bisphosphate 5-phosphatase activity
Source: RefSeq, a predicted model, not a curated record